AUGAUCUCUACUUCCUCACCGUCCAUCAGCGGCGGAAGUGAAGCUGAAGCUGGCUCGAAAGCUCGGAGUCCUGAUGCGACAUUGAGGGAGUUUCUGCUGCAGCACGAACCGGCUUUCGCCAGACUGGAGGAGCUGCGGAAAAAGGGAUGGGCUAAUCCACGUGGGGACGGGUACUUCAAACAGCAACGACAGAGGGCCGAUAACGCUGGAAAGGAAGCUGCUCUUAGGUUCUACGAGAUGAUGCGCCAAAUUGGUGACGAGUUGCAACGCAGCACACAAGCGCUCAGCCAAACACCUUGUGAUGACGAAGAUAUCAAGAUUCUGGAUCUAUGCAUGGCCCCUGGCGGGUAUACGGCUAGUGCUUUGAAGUACAACCCCACAGCAAAAGCAUUUGGAAUUACUCUUCCAUCCGCUCAGGGCGGCCACGAGGUGCUCUUGCGGUCCCCCCAAUGCAACGUUGUACACCUCGACAUCACAAUGUUGGCCAAAGAGUUUGGCAUCAAGAACAUCCCGAUCACGCAUCCUGAGCAAGCCAACUUCCUAAACGAUCGCCCGUACCGAAAACACAGAUUUCACCUAGUCUUCUGCGACGGCCAAGUACUACGAACGCAUCAGAGGGCUGAAUACCGCGAGCUUCAGGAAGCACUCCGCCUCACCGUUUCCCAGCUGAUCUUGGCAUUGCAACGCAUUCGAACUGGGGGAACGCUGGUUAUUUUGCUGCACAAAACAGAGGUAUGGGAUACCACAGAGCUUCUGCACCUGUUUAGCCAGUUUUCUUCGAUCCGGCUCUUCAAGCCUCGGCGGAAGCACGCAAUAAGAUCGUCCUUCUACCUUGUCGCGACUGACGUGCGGCCAGAGACCAGUGCUGCGAAAUCGGCAGUUGAGACAUGGAAGCAAGCUUGGCAGCGUGCAACAUUUGGAGGCGAAGAGGGUACAGGAGAGAAAAAGACCAUGGCGAGCGAGGCCUAUGUGGAGAGUGUACUUGACCAGUUUGGAAAGCGUCUCAUUGAACUAGGCCGGCCGAUAUGGGAGAUUCAAGCAGACGCAUUGAGUAAAGUGGACUUCAUCAAGUAA
Messenger RNA from Coniosporium apollinis CBS 100218, 1074 nucleotides. RefSeq lists its product as uncharacterized. Gene Ontology annotation, molecular function: methyltransferase cap1 activity. Gene Ontology annotation, cellular component: cytoplasm; nucleus. Lineage: Eukaryota; Fungi; Ascomycota; Dothideomycetes. The coding region runs from base 1 to 1074 and encodes 357 amino acids. The transcript has 2 exons. The record is from RefSeq and is a predicted model, not a curated record. Gene Ontology annotation, biological process: 7-methylguanosine mRNA capping.